Messenger RNA from Ricinus communis (castor bean), 2757 nucleotides. RefSeq names its product scarecrow-like protein 14. NCBI's taxonomy places the organism in Eukaryota, Viridiplantae, Streptophyta, Magnoliopsida, Malpighiales, Euphorbiaceae. Gene Ontology annotation, molecular function: DNA-binding transcription factor activity; sequence-specific DNA binding. Bases 157 to 2451 code for a protein of 764 amino acids. The transcript is spliced from 2 exons. Gene Ontology annotation, cellular component: nucleus. The record is from RefSeq and is a predicted model, not a curated record. Gene Ontology annotation, biological process: regulation of DNA-templated transcription.
AGUUUCUACAGAGAAAAAAACAUAAAAUAGCGAUCUUUAUGCAUAAAGACAAAGCUCUCUGACAAAAAGAAAAAUAAAAACAAGGCUCAGAAACGCGUCUUUAUUUUUACUAUUCAUCGACUUCUUAUCUUUUUCUUUGAGUUGGUUUCCUCUCAGAUGGGAACAGAUGCUGGUUUUGCUGAGUUCUCUGGUUUGAAAUUUGAGGAUGAGAUUGAUUUCCCUGAUUUACAUCAGUAUCCAACUUUUACAAAUGGAUACAAAUCCAAUGACCCCACUUUUGAUAUAGACUUCAAUUUUGUAGACACUUCACUUGUUUUGCUCGACUCAGAUCCUAGUAGGUCUGCUCCUUCCUCUGUUGCGACCAUGGAAGGAGACUCUCCUUCUGAUGAUAGUGACUUCUCAGAGACUGUCCUCAACUACAUAAGCCAGAUGCUUAUGGAGGAGGACAUGGAACAGAAGCCAUGUAUGUUCCAUGACCCAUUGGCUCUUCAAGCUGCAGAGAGAUCACUUUAUGAUGUUCUUGGUGAGAAGUACCCAUCCUCGCCCAAUCAAUCCUCUUCUUUUGGUGAUCAGUUUUUGGUUGAUAGCCCAGAUGAUGGGCUGUCGAGUAGGCUUAGUGAUUAUAGCAGCAAUAGUAGUUCUGGUUCUAAUACCAGCAGUUCAGCUGAACAACAAUGGAUUAAUGGUGAAUUUGGGGAAUGCAAACCAGCGUUUUUGCAAACACCUCUUCCUACUAAUUUCGUUUUCCAGUCAUCUGCAAACUCUAGUUCACAACAGCCGCUCAAAUUGAAAAAUGGGUUAGCAAAUAAUGCUCAUGAUGUAAUGGGGUCCUUUGAGAGUAAGAUUGUGGUGCCAAAUUUUUUUAGUGAGAGAGAAUUAGCAUUGCAGUUCCAGAGAGGUGUAGAGGAAGCUAAUAGGUUCCUUCCUAAGGAAAAUCAAUUGGUUAUUGAUUUGGAGACAAAUGCAUCAAUACCAGAGAUGAAGGAAAAGAAUACAAAGGUGGUUGUGAAGGAAGAGAAUGAAGAGACAGAAUAUUCUCCCAUUUCAGUUAAAGGGAGGAAGAAUCGUGAACGGGAGGAUGAUGAUUUUGAUGAAGAAAGGAGUAACAAACAAUCCGCAGUUUAUGUAGAUGAAACUGAGCUUGCAGAGAUGUUUGAUAAGGUGUUAGUGUGUACAGGGGGAGGAUGCAGACCCCCUGGGUGUAUACUCAGUGACUCUUCGCAGAGUGGAUCAAACAAGGCACUACAGCAGAACGGACAAACAAAUGGAUCUAAUGGUGGCAAGGCUCGAGCUAAGAGACAAGGUAAUAAGAAGGAAGUGGUUGAUUUAAGGACCCUUCUGAUUCUAUGUGCACAAGCUGUCUCCAGUGAUGACCGCAGGACUGCAAAUGAAAUACUCAAGCAAAUCAGGCAGCACUCUUCACCUUUUGGUGAUGGAUCCCAGAGAUUGGCUCAUUGCUUUGCCAAUGGUCUUGAAGCACGUUUGGCUGGAACAGGAGCCCAAAUCUAUACUGCUUUGUCUUCUGAAAAAUUAUCAGCUGCGGAUAUGUUGAAAGCUUAUCUUGCUUAUAUUUCGGCCUGUCCAUUUAACAAGAUAGCAAUCAUUUUUGCAAACCAUAACAUCUUGGCUGUUUCUAAGAAUGCAUCAACACUUCAUAUAAUAGACUUCGGUAUAUUAUAUGGUUUCCAGUGGCCUGCUCUGAUUUAUCGCCUAUCAAAAAGAGAGGGCGGGCCUCCCAAGCUGCGUAUUACAGGGAUUGAGCUACCCCAAAGUGGUUUCCGACCGGGAGAGAGAGUUCAGGAAACAGGUCGGCGCUUGGCAAAAUAUUGUGAGCUCCAUAAAGUUCCAUUCGAGUACAAUGCCAUAGCAAAAAAAUGGGAAACUAUCCAAAUUGAUGACCUCAAGCUUAAUCAUGGUGAGGUUGUCGCUGUGAAUUGUUUGUUCCGGUCUAAGAAUCUACUUGAUGAGACAGUUGUGGUCAACAGUCCCAGGAAUGCUGUAUUAAACUUAAUCAGGAAGAUGAGUCCAGAUAUAUUUAUCCAUGCCAUUGUUAAUGGCUCAUAUAGUGCCCCAUUUUUUGUCACAAGGUUCCGUGAGUCUCUUUUUCAUUUCUCUGCAUUGUUUGAUAUGUUUGAUACUAAUAUGUCUCGAGAAGAUCAGAUGAGGUUGAAGUUUGAGAAAGAGUUUUACGGUCGGGAGGCUUUGAAUGUCAUAGCAUGUGAAGGCUCAGAAAGGGUUGAGAGACCUGAGACGUAUAAGCAAUGGCAGGUUCGAAGCUUGAGAGCUGGAUUAAAGCAGCUUCCUUUGGAACCUCAACUGCUGAAGAAAUUGAAGUGUAGGGUCAAGGAAGGGUACCAUAAUGAUUUUGUGGUAGAUCAAGAUGGUCAAUGGAUGCUGCAGGGAUGGAAGGGACGGAUUAUUUAUGCAUCCUCUGCCUGGGUUCCUGCAUAGGAACAAUAUCACACGGUGGUCUAAUAUUUUCGUAGGAUGGAGAGUCAGCUCUGGACGUCCUUGGGCUUCUUGGUCUGUACUGCAGAACUAGAGUAGGGAACUUGUAGAAGAGUCUCAUUGGUAUAAUGAACUCUCACUAUGUAACAAGCCUCACUUUCUGAGAGUUUUGUGUUGACUGCUUAGUAACUCUUAGUCUUACCUUCUUGCCAUUAUUGUAUUUAUUGUAUAUAUAAGAAUCCUCCUCAGAACCUGAUUCCUCCUCUUCUUGCAGCACGACUUAAUAAAAUACUAUUACUAUAUCAUUUA